GAUCGAAUAAUAUUAUAUUGGAAUAAAUUAUACGCUUUGCGUAAGCUAGUUGGAUUGCCUGUUUGGUUUAUCGAACCAGUAGUCUUUAGUCGUAUUUACCGUACCCAACCGUGUGCUUUGCUGUUUUCGAUCUUUUUCUCGGUCAUAAACAUCGACCAUUUCAAGUCUUGCGUAUUGUCUGAUAGAUAUAUUUUCUCGGACAAACGCAAAACAAAUCUCGCGGGGUAAAGUUUGAGGAAUAUUUUUUUAAGCGGGUGAAUAGCAUGAUGACCAAAAGCGGUGUUCGCUAUGAGUAAACACGAGCCAGGCGUCAGCUUUGUCAAAAUUCAGUUCCAGUGUUCGCGCAGAUUUUACUCCAAUGAAUUUGAACUGUAAUUUGAAACCUAAAAACACGCUGGUGCAAGCGAAAGUCACAAGUACUUAUAUGAACAGACUAUGCGCUUCUACAAAUUUUCUUUGCCUUUGUAGUUUCGCUCGCCAAAUUAAGAUUAAGCUUUUCCAAACUCUCAGCCUUCAUUUCCAAGUAUUCCACCGUGCUAAAAUAUCACAGAAAGUUUGGAGUGUCUUAGGGCUGGGAAUAAACAUAGGCCGCGUUUGGUUUCGCGAGCGUUCCAUAGUGAGAAAAACAUUCGUUGCUAGAUUCUUGCUGGUUUUAAGAGGGCGACUGUUGUCUGACUUGAAUCUCGCUCGUGUCUGUCCAUAAAUUUUCGAACGGGAGGGCUUGAAUAUGCCCCGAUCAGACGCGCUCAGCGGCACACAUGUCUCGCUCUGAUCUUGCUCAGUUCUCGCUUGUUUGUCUCGCUCGUGUCAACCGAAUCAUCGCCAUGACUUGUCAUGUUUGAUUCUCGCUGAUUAGCAUAUAUUUUUUAUGGCUGGUGUUUCGCCGAGAAUUUUCGUACGGGGCGCGCCAUCGAUCGCACACUAAGCAUGCCAUCGAUCGCACACUGAGCGUGCUAUCGAUCGCACAGUAAAGUGUGCUAUCGAUCGUACACUAAGCGUGCUACCGAUCACACAGCUAUAUAAGCGUGCUACCGAUCGCACACUAAGAGAAACAAAAGAUUUAGCGUGUUAAGUCUUGCAAAACAAAACAAGUUUGCUCUUCUUUGUUAAAUCUAUGCAUAAUCCGUGUUGUAGGACACACUAAGCGUGUUGUGUCAGCGUGUUGUGAGUGUGCUAUCACCUUUAGCUUUAAAGUCCCAUGGAGGGUCACAUAUGUAUGCCAAAUUACAAUAACAGCAUAACGAAUAUUUAGUCUCGUGCUGUUUUCAGCAGUACUUGGCGAUGUAACUUUUUUUAAGUCUCGGUAAAACCCCAACAGAAAUCGAUGACGGACUCACCACACACUGUCACGAAUGCAAAAUGGUCAUUUGUGCCAAUAAUCAUUCAAAUAACAUUUCCGGAAAUAUGAGAAAUUUGCUAGGCUUGUUGUUUUGGCUUCUGAGUCACCAGCAUUUAAACCAACCAAUCAACGCAGUCUUGCUAUGAUGUAAUCCAAGCGUACCACGUUACCGUCUAAUUUGCACAUUCAGCCUUUUCAGUUUUUGACACCGAACGAGAAUAACCCAGAGUGAUAAAGUGGAUGUCUUCGCAUCUUCUCGUCAUGAAGUAUUCCGUAUUAUUUUGUAUGGCGCUACUGUUAACAUAUUUGUCGCCAAUUAGGGCGCAAGAUGAAGGCAAAAAAGGUUUAGGCAAAUAUGUUUGGUCCGGGAAAGAUUAUGCCGUGGGCUUUGUAGGAGGUACACUAGCAGUAGCUGCUGUCCCACUCGUCCUUUCCUCUUUAGGCUUCACAACCACAGGUGUUGCGGCAGGUUCAGCUGCUGCUGCUAUCCAGUCUGCGGUAUAUGGCGGGAGUGUUACUUCAGGCAGCAUAUUUGCAGUACUUCAAAGUUUAGGCGCAGGUGGCUUAGGAAUGAAGGCAUCUAGUCUUGUCUACAACUUUGGUUCUGACAUGGCUAUUUACUUCAUGAAAAUGGUUGCUCCAGAUGAAGAGGAAUCAAAAUGUUCCUGAGACCGGAGUAAUCUGGACAGUUGAAUGAACUUAUAUUUGUAAUUGACUGCAUAUAGGUGCAUAAAGGAUCAGCACAUGUAAAUAUGCGCUAUAUAAGUUGGAAAUAGUACUAGUUAAUAAAAUGUAAGCCAUUUUUCUUGAUAAAGGAGAUAUCUGUAAAUUAAUGAAACAAUUUUUUGAGCCAAGUUAUUAACCAGGUUUUUUUUCACUUAAGUGUGAGGUUUACUUGAAAGCUUACUCUUUACUUGAGAAAAAAUAGGUGCGAUUUGUGUAAAGUGGCUAUAGCCUUUUUCUCUCAUUGCAGGAUCAAAAUGAAGGGGGCGAAUAGGGAUACGAAAAUCUGGUGAUCUGCCAUAAUUCGAUAACAAAAUCCGUUAAUCCGUUAAAAAAAUUGUUAAAUCCAAAUCCGUUUCCACUUGUCACGUGGAAAGGUGAAAAACGCGCUUUGAGCUGUUGUGUGUUGAAACAAUUUUUAAAAAAUAGGUCCGCCAUGCGUAAAUGUGUCUAGUGCUGAGUAAUGUGUAUAUGGUUAUACAGGAUUGCGUUAGACUUAGUGAACGCAAUUAGGAUUUAUCUGUCAUAGAGUACAGGUGUGGAGGCUAUACCUUAUCAAAGUCUAUCGCUGGAAAAUGUACUAUAUAUAUCUUAUUAACCAAGUGCGAGGGCCAUACUGGGAGAAUAUCGGCCAGAGGUCUUGACAGUA
Stylophora pistillata is the source of this 2711-nucleotide messenger RNA. RefSeq names its product interferon alpha-inducible protein 27, mitochondrial. Gene Ontology annotation, cellular component: membrane. The record is from RefSeq and is a predicted model, not a curated record. NCBI's taxonomy places the organism in Eukaryota, Metazoa, Cnidaria, Anthozoa, Scleractinia, Pocilloporidae.